This is a messenger RNA of Ictidomys tridecemlineatus (thirteen-lined ground squirrel), 2708 nucleotides long. RefSeq names its product chromosome X CXorf38 homolog (gene CXHXorf38). Lineage: Eukaryota; Metazoa; Chordata; Mammalia; Rodentia; Sciuridae. The record is from RefSeq and is a predicted model, not a curated record.
GCCUGCGCACUGCGGUCCGCCCCGCCCGUUGGGUGGCGUGGGAAAUGGUGCUCUCGGAGCUGGCCGCGCGCCUCAAUUGCGCAGAGUACAAGAACUGGGUGAAAGCCGGACACUGCCUGCUGCUACUGCGCAGCUGCCUGCAGGGCUUCGUCGGCCGUGAGGUGCUCUCCUUCCACCGCGGCUUGCUCGCCGAGGCCCCCGGCCUGAGCCCCAGCGCCACCUGCCGCGGCGGCUCGCGGUGCAGCCCGCGUGCCCGUCAGUUUCAGCCGCAGUGUCAGGUGUGCGCGGAGUGGAAACGGGAGAUUUUGAGACAUCACAUCAACAGGAACGGAGACGUGCACUGGGGAAAUUGCCGGCCGGGCCUCUGGCCCGUGGACGCUUGGGAGGUAGCCAAGGCCUUCAUGCCCCGAGGACUAACAGAUAAACGAGGCCCUGAGGAAUGCGAUGCAGUUGCUCUUUUAAGUCUCAUCAACUCCUGCGAUCACUUUGUGGUUGAUCGAAAGAAAGUCACAGAGGUGAUUAAGUGUCGCAACGAGAUCAUGCACUCUUCAGAGAUGAAAGUAUCAUCUACAUGGCUCCGAGACUUUCAGAUAAAAAUCCAAAAUUUUCUAAAUGAAUUCCGGAAUAUUCCAGAGAUUGUGGCAGUAUACUCCAGAAUAGAACAGUUGUUGACGUCUGACUGGGCUGUUCACAUCCCUGAGGAAGAUCAGCGAGAUGGGUAUGAAGGCGAAACAGGAAGUUACCUGAGUGCAAGCCAAGUAAAUGAGAUCGAAAUGGAAUUACUGAGGGAAAAACUUCAUGAGAUGUAUCUUCAAGCAGAAGAACAAAAGAUGUUGCCCGAAGAGAUCUCAAAUCGACUGGAAGUGAUGAAGGAAUUUCUGAGGAACAAUGAAGAUCUGAGAAAUGGUCUUCGAGAAGACAUGCAGAAGCUAGACAGCCUCCAUCCCCCAAAUCCAAAAAGAGACUCAAAGGAGCCUGGGAGAGAGACACCUGAAAGGAAGGACUGAGGUUGACCUUCAACAAAAGUCAGGCAUGUCCUGUGAAAGUCAGCAUGGCUUCCAGCUCAGGCAAAAGGAAGAAGUUUUCAGAGUACUAUACUCCAGCGAAGAGGAGGUUUUGUUGUCCUGGACUUUGCUCUGAUUCUUUGGAAAUACACACACACACACACACACACACACACACACACACACACACACAUAUAUAUUUUUUCUUUCCCAUAUUCACAAAUUUGCGGUUGUGUGAUAUAUGCCAAUCCAAAAAUAUUGGAUACUCUUGUGCCAUAGCUGUUAACAGCCAGGGACUUCGGCUACUUCAAAGGUGAGAUUCUUUUCUGGCCAGUCCUGUGUCAAGGCCUCACAUGGAGUGCUGUGCCCCAGGCAGAUGCAUCCUAUCCCCCUGCCCACUGCCUGACAGUGUCUCGCAUGCAGAUGGCCAGGGCUGGCCUGGAACCUUCCAUUUUGGAAGAAGGCAAGAGGGCAAAGUGCCUGGAAGGCCGCUCUCUAGCCAACCGAGUAUAGAACUGAACCAUUCCUAACAGGUUUGAAUAGACCGAGGCUCCAGGCCAGGGGACGGCCAUGGUGGUGAGUGCAGGGCUGGAGGACAGCGAGUGGCUUAACUAACAAGGGCCCAGGCCCACGACAUAUCAGGGACAUCAAGGGGAGGGCUCAGUUGGCAGCUUAUUUACAAUAUACUUAUGGGGAGUAAACUCGGUGACAGCCAUGGCAAUUUUUGUGCAGUUGUAUACCCAGUGCCAGGGGCAGGGCCUGGCCCUCACGGCCAGCGUGUACUCAUCUAACUGAACAUUCAUCUUUUGGCCUUUGAGUGUUUAUGAGUAUUUAUUGGUAUAAAUGUCAUACUGCUAACUAAGCCUGGUCCUUCAUUAUGAAAUUUAAGAGUGAACUUUCGACAUUCUUAUAAAGCUAAGACAUUUCCUUUCAACAGAUUCAGAUUCCUUUGUACUUAGCUCUUUUCAUUUUUACACCCCAAAUCUCCACUCCUGGCUUCACCCUGUUUGUGCCUGAAUGACACAAGCAGUGCACCAUUGUGUGCAGUGAUCUAUGGGGUCGGCCUCACUUUCACCCCAUCUGAUCACUUGCAAGGCCAGUGGCACUAAACUGGAUCAAGUCACCUCUGAACCUUUCAGGGACGGAAUUUGUCUGGAAGAAGUACACUGAGGGAAGGUGAUCUGCUCCUUUGCCUAUCCAGCUUCCCAUCAAGGUUGUAAUUUGUAGAGAAUGGGUGGAGGGAGGAGGUAUAUUGGGCAUAAAUGUCUACAUUAAAAUGCAUUUACUACGAUUCUGUAAAACCUGGGUGAGUUCACAUGUACCUACAGCUUCACGCUUUGUCUUCUCAGUUGCUGUGCAGUUUUUAGUCUUGUGUUUUUUCCUGGAGCUCUUUGGGAACUCUUCAGUGGUGAAGGAAGAAUUUUAAUUCAUCUUGCAACUUUCCCAACUAAGAAACUUCAAUGAAAUAUCUCCUGGUUUCUAGCAAUGAGAUACAAAACGUGGAAUCAAAUGGAAUCUGGUUGAUGCACUAACCAGUUUAAGACCUGAUUUCUCUCUCUAGGAACUUUGGAAAGUGAACUGACUCAUACCUGUGUCUAGUUAAUUUUUCCCUAUUUAUCUGAAAAACACUUAUGGAAUGUCCACCAUGUUAGAGACACUGAAGUAGAUGCACAUAUAAGGAUUUGUAAAGUAUGGAUGACCAUA